GUUGACGCCAGCUCGGCCCUGGCACAGGACAGAGAGGGCAAGGGAGGAUAAAGCAGCGGGGAGAGAAAGAGAGGGGAAAAGAGGACUAAAUUGAUUGUGCUGAACUGAUGCUGCGCUGAUGGGUGGGCGUGCCCUUAGCCGAAGUUCACCACGGGAAACUCAAUACCUCGGGAUAUACACAACAGACCUUGGCUUCUCAGCCCCACCUCCAGGGCUUUUAUAAACCUCAGCCCAUCCCUAUUUCUGCAAGAGGCAAAGCGGAGACUUUAGAUCCACUGUUAGUUCAAGAGCAAGCUUCCCCAUCCCAGCCUUCUUCAUGGCUGCUGAGCCACUCACAGAGCUGGAGACAGCUAUCGAGACAGUGGUGAAAACCUUCUUCACCUUUGCUGUUCGAGAGGGAAAGAAAGGCAGCCUCAGUGUCAAUGAAUUUAAGGAUCUGGCCACUCAGCAGCUGCCUCACCUCCUCAAGGAUGUCGGCUCCCUGGAUGAGAAGAUGAAGAGUUUGGAUGUGAAUCAGGAUUCUGAGCUCAAGUUCCAUGAAUACUGGAGGCUUAUUGGGGAACUGGCUAAGGAGAUGAAGAAAGAAAAAGCUGCAGAAAUCCGGAAAAAGUGAAGCUGAUGUAGGGAGAUUUGGGUGGAGAGUAGGGAAAGGCAGCAUGGCUGUCCCUGCUGUUCCCCUAAUAAAGUUGUCUUGAAAUACAA
Messenger RNA from Sarcophilus harrisii (Tasmanian devil), 702 nucleotides. It is a transcript of the gene S100A13, whose product is annotated as S100 calcium binding protein A13. The coding region runs from base 317 to 613 and encodes 98 amino acids. Gene Ontology annotation, cellular component: perinuclear region of cytoplasm. The record is from RefSeq and is a predicted model, not a curated record. Gene Ontology annotation, molecular function: RAGE receptor binding. The transcript is spliced from 4 exons. Gene Ontology annotation, biological process: positive regulation of cell population proliferation; positive regulation of canonical NF-kappaB signal transduction. NCBI's taxonomy places the organism in Eukaryota, Metazoa, Chordata, Mammalia, Dasyuromorphia, Dasyuridae.